Pseudoliparis swirei is the source of this 1639-nucleotide messenger RNA. Its product is annotated as regulating synaptic membrane exocytosis protein 2-like. Gene Ontology annotation, molecular function: transmembrane transporter binding; small GTPase binding. The transcript has 15 exons. Lineage: Eukaryota; Metazoa; Chordata; Actinopteri; Perciformes; Liparidae. Bases 321 to 1622 code for a protein of 433 amino acids. Gene Ontology annotation, cellular component: cytoskeleton of presynaptic active zone; presynaptic membrane. Gene Ontology annotation, biological process: calcium ion-regulated exocytosis of neurotransmitter; positive regulation of synaptic transmission; regulation of synaptic plasticity. The record is from RefSeq and is a predicted model, not a curated record.
GAGGGGUUCUCUGACGAAGCAGCUCAGAGUCUUUGCUGUUAAGACACCCGGAGAGUAACGAGACCAGUAGAACAUUCAUCUCCCCAUCAGACCUGACCGGCCCUGAAGAACCAUGUAGGGUCCUGGAGAUCCAGUCUGAGGAAGUGAUCCAGACUCAACUAAAGACCACCGUCCACUCCUCUAACGCGGUUCAGUUGGAUUAACAGAAGAGCGUGUGGAUUAUCUACCAAAACAACAGCAGCUGAAGGGUCUUCAUUGGAUCAGGAGGUCUGGAGAAUUCAUGAGGACCUUCUGGAUUUCUGUGGCUCAGAUCUGGAGACAUGGACGGGCGGUGGAGGGACGGCGUGCCUCUGUCCAUGCAACCGUUCACAUGGCAACCAUCCAAAGAUGGAGAGCGUCUAAUUGGUCGAAUUCUACUGAAUAAGAGGAUGCAUGACGGGACGGUUCCUGCUGAUGUAGCAUCCCUGCUGGGCCUCAAGGUGGUCGGGGGGAAGAUGACGGAGUCUGGUCGUCUCUGUGCGUUCAUCACAAAGGUGAAGAGAGGGAGUCUGGCUGACACAGUGGGACACCUGAGGCCAGGUGACCAGGUUCUGGAGUGGAAUGGUCGGGUUCUCCAGGGAGCCACGUUUAAUGAGGUCUACAACAUUAUCCUGGACUCCAAAGCAGAACCGCAGGUGGAGCUGCUGGUGUCCCGACCUGGCUCCGUCCAGCUGGAGUCCAGUUCCGGUGCCUUUGACUCUCAGAAAAUCGGGCUGCCCAUUUCCGUCACAUCUCCCAUGAGUCACAGCGUUCUCUCCGGGCAGGUGAAUAGCGGUAUCAGGCGUCCUCUGGUUCCCAGAAUUCAGGUGAAGCUGUGGUACGAUAAAGUGGGCAGUCAGCUCAUCGUCACGGUCCUUGGAGCCAAAGCACUUCCUGUCACAGACGAUGGCCGACCCAGGAACCCCUAUGUGCAAAUCUACUUCCUGCCUGACAGAAUUGAGAAGAGCAAGCGCAGAACAAAGAUGGUGAAGAAGUCGGUGGAACCUCGGUGGAACCAGACCUACAUGUACGCUCCGGUCCACCGGCAUGAGUUCAGAGACCGGAUGUUGGAGCUAACGGUAUGGGAUCAGGCCCGAGUUCAGGAGGAGGAGAACCAGUUCCUGGGAGAGGUCCUCAUAGACCUGGACUCUGCUCUGUUAGACGAUCAGCCUCAUUGGUACAAACUGCAGCUCCAUGGUAUUUGCUCCCCCUACCUGCAGAGGAGAGGACUGCAGCCUGGAGAGACUGCACCCAGCAGGAGGCUGCAGAGCAAAGGUAUUUACUAUAACUCAGCAGGGUCUCAGAGGAUCAGUGAUGGUGAGUUUUCAGAUUACGACGGUGAAGACGGCAUCGGGGUGAUAUCAGAUUACAGGCUGAAUGGACGGGACUCCGCCCUCUCAGUGCCGGACCGAGACAUGUCGUCUAAUCACUUGUCUCGAUCCGAUGUGGUUCGGAUCAGAUCACGGUCGCCCAGCCAAACACCUCCUCUCAGCGGUACCCCUCUGUACCCGUUGUACCGGGAGGACGCUGUUCGGUUGCUGCGAGGCUCCAAACUGAGCCGUGCUUAUUCUGAUGCUGGCCAGUACAGCAGCCUGGAAAGGUAACUAUGGCAAGCACCUGG